Geodia barretti is the source of this 1839-nucleotide messenger RNA. Lineage: Eukaryota; Metazoa; Porifera; Demospongiae; Tetractinellida; Geodiidae. The record is from the annotation of a GenBank genome assembly.
GUGUGCGGCAUAGUGGCAUACGUUGGCCAGGAUGAGGCCUGGCCCAUCAUUUACGAGGAACUGAAGCGCCUGGAGUACCGGGGCUACGACAGCGCCGGAAUCGCGGUUGUAGACGACACCGGGGCGCUCCACCUGCGAAAGACCGUGGGCAAGGUAAGCGGCCUGGCGGUCGAGAUCAAUGGCUCCGCGCCCCGAGGAUCGUUGGGACUCGGACACACGCGUUGGGCCACCCACGGGGCGCCGUCCCACGACAACGCCCACCCGCACAUCGACUGCAGCAGCCGCGUGGCCCUGGUGCACAACGGCAUCGUGGAGAAUUACCUGGAGCUCAAGCGGCGUCUAACCGCCUCCGGGCACAUUUUCAAGUCGGAGACCGACACUGAAGCCCUUUCGCACCUGGUUGAGGAGGGUAUGUCGCUCGGCCUCAGUUUCGAGGAGUCCUUCCGGCGGAUGGGCCGGCUGGUGCAGGGGUCUUCAGCCAUUACCGCCACCCUGGAUGGGGAGGACGGCCCAAUCUGCGCCAUGCGACUGGGCUUCGCGGGCGGGAUCGGCAUCGUGGCCAGCGAUCUGCCCGCUCUUCUGCCGGUACUGGAACGCGGAGCCGGAGCGCCGAACGUCGGGUUCCUGGAAGGCGGUGAAAUGGCGAUCGUCAGCCGUGAGGGCGUUCGCUAUUCCGACUUGUCGGGGAAUCCUGUCGUCAAGGAGACCCGGCGCGUUUCCCGAGAAGACAUCGUGGUGGACAAGGGCGGUCACCGGCAUUUCAUGCUCAAGGAAAUCAUGGACCAGCCCCAGGCGAUGACCGCUGCCCUGAAGGACCGGGCCGACUUCGCCAACGGGAGGGUCAAUCUUCCCGAAUUCCCUCUGUCGCCCGCGGAUGUCAUGCAGCUCGAGCGGGUGGUGCUCAUCGGCUGCGGCACGAGCCUGCACGCCGCCCAGGUGGGGAGACAUUACAUCGAGCGGCUGGCCGGUAUCCCAGCGGAAGCCGAAAGCGCGUCGGAGUUUCGAUAUCGCGACCCCAUUAUCGGACCGCGAACGCUGGUGGUCUCCAUCGGCCAGUCGGGUGAAACAGCCGAUACUGUUGCCGCCAUGCACCUCGCCCGCGAAAAGGGCGCCACCCUGAUCACCAUCUGCAACGCCGAGGAGAGCCAGGCCGCCAGGGUCGCCGACGGCGCCCUGUACAUGCACGCCGGCCUUGAGGUUGGGGUUGCCAGCACCAAGACUUUCGUGGCAUCUCUAACCAUCCUGCAAUUGCUGUCGGUAUACCUGGGUCAGCUCCGCGGAAAGCUCGAUGCCGAGACGACCCGCCGGCUCGUGGACCAGAUGGCCCGCGGCCCCGGCUUGAUCGGCGAGGUAUUGGCCGAGGCGAACCUCUACAGCAGUCUUGCCCGCCGCAUAGGACACUACGAUAACUUCCUGUUCCUGGGGCGCGGGGCCAACGCAGCCAUCGCCUCCGAGGGGGCUCUCAAGCUGAAGGAAAUCAGCUACAUCCACGCCGAGGGCUAUCCGGCCGGUGAGAUGAAGCACGGCCCCAUCGCCCUUAUCGAUCCAGAAAUGUGCACGGUGGCGCUGGCGCCCAGGGACGAUUUGCGCGACAAGACACUGAGCAACAUCAAGGAGGUCAAGGCGCGUGGAGGCCUGGUCGUAGCCGUUCUCACCAAGGGCGACGACGAGGCGGCGUCGGAGGUCGAUUUUCCGCUGUUCAUACCGCAGGCACCAGACCUACUUAUGCCCCUAGUUACCACGGUCCCGUUGCAGUUGCUCUCGUACUACAUAGCCCUGCUGCGCGGCUGCGACGUGGACCAGCCCCGCAACCUGGCCAAGUCCGUUACAGUUGAAUAA